Gasterosteus aculeatus aculeatus (three-spined stickleback) is the source of this 4372-nucleotide messenger RNA. Lineage: Eukaryota; Metazoa; Chordata; Actinopteri; Perciformes; Gasterosteidae. The record is from RefSeq and is a predicted model, not a curated record.
AUGGAGAAAAAUGCAAACCCGCAUCGAGACACCGGCGGGAGCUCUUUGUGUGCCCCGAUUGCGGGAGAGAUGGGCGAUGUUACGACUGUCGGCGUAGUGAAGGGAACGUCCGAGAAAUGCAAGAAUAGUGACGCUCCUCUCUGCACUUUGGUCAACGUUAGUUGCAAUAACAGCACCGCUGAUGUCAGCGCUCCCAGCCACGUUAAUGUCACGUCCAGUGCUGCGAAGUCUGGCGUUUCCGAAGCGCUCCCGCUCCCGGAGGGUAAGAGGAACGACUCGGAGACGCGCGGCUCGGGGUUCGGGGAUGAGAUCAGUAACGGGAUGGGGCACGACUCGAUGCUGCCUGCAGAAGAUAGCGAGGGUGGUGCCUCGGAGUUAGUAAACACCGAAGCGGACAGCCCGUGCACGCGUCUUGCCGAGGAAGGCGCGCGUGCACGGGACGAUGUUCUGGCCCGUGGAGAAAGUGAACCGACGCAACUUGCCGAACCGACCCAGCCGUGUCCGGACCGAGCGAUCGGCGCGGGCGUCAAACCUGGGCUGUCCGGCGAUCGCACCUCAUCGGAGGGACUGCCGAGCGGGAGCGACCCCGACCCUAGCCUCGGCGGGGAGUCCAGGAGCAUAGACUCGCUCGAGUCCUUCUCCAACCUCAACUCUUGCCCCAGCUCCGACCUGAACAGCGAGGGGCCGGAGGACCGAGGACUGGCUCUGGCCCUGCAGGGCGAGCACCCGGCUGACGGGACAAAGAGCGCGAGCGCAAAGGACCGAGCCGCCGGCCAGCCCAUGUACCACAUCAAGUGGAUCAAGUGGAGGGAGGAGAGCACUGCGAUCAUCACCCAAAACGAGAACGGCCCCUGUCCACUACUGGCAAUCAUGAAUGUGCUUCUGCUUGCGUGGAAGGUUAAGAUGCCGCCUAUGAUGGAAAUUAUAACUGUUGAGCAACUGAUGGAGUAUCUUGGUGACUACAUUCUUGAAACCAAGCCUAAAGAAAUAACAGAGGCUCAGCGGCUAAACUAUGAGCAGAACAUGAGUGAUGCCAUGGCAGUGUUGCACAAGCUGCAGACAGGUCUGGAUGUGAACGUGAAGUUCACAGGGGUGCGAGUCUUCGAGUACACCCCAGAAUGCAUUGUGUUUGACCUGCUCGACAUCCCUCUCUACCACGGCUGGCUGGUUGACCCGCAGAUGGAUGACACUGUCAAGGCAGUGGGCAACUGCAGCUACAACCAGCUGGUGGAGAAGAUAAUAUCAUGCAAACAGUCAGACAACAGCGAGCUGGCAGGGGAAGGCAUCGUGGCGGAGCAGUUUCUGAACAGCACGGCCACUCAGCUCACGUACCACGGCUUGUGUGAGCUCACGUCCACCGUGCAGGAGGGAGAGCUCUGUGUCUUCUUCAGGAAUAACCACUUCAGCACCAUGAUCAAAUACAAGGGCCAGCUGUACCUCCUAGUUACAGACCAAGGUUUCCUUACGGAGGAGAAGGUCGUCUGGGAAAGUCUGCACAAUGUCGACGGAGACGGCAACUUCUGUGACUCUGAGUUCCGGUUGCGGCCUCCUUCCGAUCCAGAGACUGUUUACCGCGGCCAGCAGGAUCAGAUAGACCAGGACUACCUGAUGGCGCUGUCGCUGCAGCAGGAGCAGCAAAGUCAGGACCUGCAGUGGGAGCAGCUUCCCGAGGGCAUCAGCGACCUCGAGCUGGCAAAAAAACUUCAGGAGGAGGAGGACAGACGAGCCUCCCAGUACUACCAGGAGCAAGAGCAGGAGCAAGCGGCGGCGGCGGCGGCUGCAGCAGCACAGCAGGGCCAGCAGGGGCCGGCCGAGGGAGUCGAGCCGGACAGAGGAGGCGCAGGAGCAGGCGGAGCACCGGCCAGCGCUGGGACGGCGGCAGCAGCUGCCGGAGCCGCACCCAGCCCGGGAAAACAGUCCUCGGGCGGGGAGCGCAAAGCCAAGAAAGAAUCCAAGGAUAAAGACAAAUGUGUUAUUUUGUAACAUAUACUGUGUACCUGUGCGUUUUGUGCAUUUGCUUAUCUGUGAGAAAGGGGAUAGCAUUUUUUUCUCCACGGACUGGACUCACAACACCCCCCCCCGCAAACAAGGUAAGGAGACAUUUGGAGGAGGCACGCAAAAAGACUACGGGAGGGUUUGCUGUUCCCAAGCCGCUGGUGCCUGCUAUCCGCUCUCCUCAGUGGAACCCGUACAUCCGAGGAAGGGACACUACCAUGACAACCACCGCUAUCUUUCAUAGUCCGCUACACUUUGUUACAAGUUGCACAGUGCACUCUUAUUUGUGAUGUGGGGGGUCAAAGAGAGAAAGUUCCCUCUCACCAUUUUUCUUUUUUUGUGUGUGUAUAUCAAUAUUUCCAAAACCUUUCUAGACAGAUGUGCAUUUUUUUAAGUUAUGCCAAUAUUCUCAUUUUAUUUAUGCGUGCAUGUAGUAGGUAGCUUCUCUGCGUCUUUAAGCUGAGAUAGUUUUACCUAUUAUUUUGCAUUAUACACUAUCUGUGGCCCCUACAAAACACUACCGGUACAUACGUGAAGGUGAAUUAAUGCCAGAUACUGUAGCUACGGAACAAUUCUCAUCGCUGCUGUCCUGUUCAGAUUUGCCUUACCAGAGUGUGGUGGUGUUGUGUUCUGGUCUGUUUGAAUGUGAAUGUGUGGUUGUUUUCGUGUGUGUGUGUGUGUGUGUGUGUUGUGUAGUGUACAGGUGGGGUAUAAAUCGAUGUGUUAUAUACGUGUCUCAUUUACUGAGCAACGGCGAUGUAAGUCUCAAUUUGGAAAAGGACACAUUUUUUCUGCUGUGUCUGCUGUCUUUUAUGUUGAGGUUCUACUCCACAAAAGCUACGUUUUAGAAAACUGAGAAUACGGUAGAAGAGGUUUCUGUGUGGGACACAACCAUCUUUUAGCACAUUAGAUCUGGUAGUCCUGAAGGGCCUUUUCCGUCUCACUCUCUUCCUAAAGCUUCGUGAAAAGCUGCAGUGUGCUUCUAUGCGUGCGUGCACAAUCACGAUCUCCUCUGUUCUGGAUGUAGAAGUUCCACUACAGUCCGGGUUUGAAAAGAUAUACAGCAGUAUUCUGUAAUUGCAUGUAUUAUUCCUCAAAUCUGUGAAAGUUCAAUUAAUAUUUGGGAACAUUAACAGAUCCACAAUCCUGAAUCCAACCCCUCAAAUCUCUGACAGGGAGAUCCACAUAACUACUCCACUUGAUGAUGUAGGUCAUCUGACUGAUUUCAUGCUCCUGCUCUCAGCAGAUAUUUUCGCCCUCUUUAAUCUCAGUUCACUCUGUUAAGCCUCCUCCUCGAGCCUCUUGGAGUAGAAGUUCACAAAUGUCAAAUUCUGAUUUGUUAUUUGUUGGAAAUGAGGCCCAGUAAUAACAGUUCACACGUUGAACUGUCCCGGGCCGUAGGGUAUAUAUUCAGAAUUGUAUUACCUUCUGUGUACAUUUCACUGCAGUGUGCAAACACGUGAUGUAUAUAUUUGCCUGUUGCAUUCUUCUGAUGGAUUUAGCGAGUGGUUUGUGCCAUUAUUGUACCGUGGGACUGCAGACAAACUUUUCUAUCUACACAUUCCAAGUGGAUGCCUUGACUCAAAGCCUUCGGUUACAGAAUGAGUGGGACCGUUGUCCUAGGAGGUCUUUGCAGUGCUUGUUAAGCUGUCUGUACGAUGUUGUUUGGAGACAACAAGCCGUACAGGACGACAACAUGGAGGCAGCAGCCCCCCCCCCCCCCGCUGUGUGGGAACCCUCUCUCAAGGGUCUUCAUGUUUGUUUGUGGCCCGAACAAGUCUAUGUUUUGUACAUAUAAAAAGCCUUACAACAUUUCAACCUAUUUUAUAGAACAAAAGCAAAACCGGCGUGUUAGCAGACCAAGACAAUCCACGCAUCUUUCACCACCGGAUGUGCGCUCAGGCCUUUAGCGAAGGGACGUGUCCUCCAGUGUCUUUCAUGUAAUGGCAGUUCCUUUCUCAGCGUCUGCUUAUGUGUCAACACAACUACUCUGAAACCUUGAAGGAACUUAUGUUAUUUAAGACCCUCAUUGUUUAACUUAACACUUAAAAUAGGAAUCAAGCUGCUCCUCUAACGUGGACUACCUGGUAGGAAUAAAAACCUAGGACGGGGUCAAGAAAUAUUGUUAAUCAUGUAGACUUUUUAUUGAUUUUUUGUUUUGUUUUCAUGCAGCUUAAGUAAAUACCACACUUACUCAUGAGGUGAACGCAUGACGGCAGAGGGGAAGCUUUGGGCAGCAUUGUGCUAUUUUUUGUUUUUGUUUCACCUCAUUUAUAUGUUGGCCCGUUAAGUGAACAUGCUGAUUAAACAUUGCAGUGAACGUUUAAGAAAUCUAACUUCACUUCUGACUGUUUGAAGAUAAAACAUUUUAAGUUGG